ACGCUCAAUGCCAUAUCGUUCGACCGCCCGCCAUAAUGUGCUACCACUGCACUCAUCAGCAAGCUCUACUUUACCGCCCGGUUCUUAUACGUCCUAUGGGCAUACUUCGACAACAACAACACCAUACUACGAAUCACACCAUCUCAGCAGCAGCCAGGCCGCUGACGGCAAUUUGCCAAGCGCAAGCACCAGCGCCGCUUCCACAGCCAGUCCGCCGCCAUUUCACACACACGCUGCUGCAACGGCGUUGCAUAGGCUGCCGUCACACCACAGCAGCCAACAUCACGUCGCGCAUGCGACGGCGACAAUCGACGAAGAUGGCACUAGUCUCUUUUCGCCACUCUCACCUUCUACGCCGCUUACCGCUGCCGUGGCCAAGGACACUCACAUAUUCGUGUAUAAGGAAGCGAAAGCGAAAACAGCUCGUAAGCGUCUAAUUGCCAACCAUGUUGGCGAAAUUAUGGCUGAGGUACCGCGCCGCAUUUCAAUGGAGGUAAGCGAUGAGGAGGAUGCCAUUGGUUUGGUGGAUGAAGUGGAACGCCGUCGACGUUACUUGCGCGCUGCUAGAAGGAAAUCCUAUGCUGCGCCGAAGAACGCUGGCAUUUCGUCAGGUGCCGGUGCUGGAAAGGGAAGUGGGAGUGGUCGCAAUGACGCUGGUGCAUUAAGUAGUGGCGUGGAAGAUGAAAGCGGCGAAGAGGAUUAUCUAGAGUUGGAGAGUGGCAAACGGAUGUCACAGGACCAAACAAAACGCACAAAGCCUUCCACAUUGCGACGCACACUAAAUGCGCUGCGUCAGCGUUUAACACGUCGCAGUCGCACCAAGCCGCCCGAUUGGUUUCUCCAGAAAUUCUCCAAUACAAAUAAUGUAGAUAAAAUUGGCAAGACUACAACCGUUACAACAACAGCUGCAGUUGUGGCUAACGAAGAAGGAGCGAGUGGACCAGCACCGGCGAAUACGGCGCCAGCCGAUGAGGGUCUUUCCAGUGAAAUACGUGGCUCGAGUCGACUGUGUAAUCGUCUAUCGGUGAACCCGACACUGCAGUCACAUUACAGGUGGCUUGGUAUUGUAUCGUUAGCUGUUCUCUAUAACAUAAUCUUUGUGGUGGGUCGUUCCGUCUUCUGGGAGAUAAAUCAUCGUGCUCCAACGGUGUGGUACUUCCUGGAUUAUUUAUGUGAUUGCAUUUAUCUGGUGGAUACGCUAGUGCAUAUGCAUGAAGGUUACUUGGAUCAGGGUCUGCUCGUGCGCGAUGCUUAUAAAUUACGACGUCAUUACUUUCACACCAAAGGUUGGUCCAUCGACGUGCUGUCAAUGCUGCCAACUGAUCUUGCAUAUAUAUGGUGGUCGCCAAGCUCUUGUAGUGCCGGCGGUUUACCUUGUCCCGUGAUAGUGCGCCUAAAUCGUUUGUUACGUGCUCCUCGCCUCUGGGAGUGGUUCGACCGUACCGAAACGGCUACUGGUUAUCCGAAUGCUUUUCGCAUUUGUAAAGUGGUGCUCGCCAUUUUGGUGCUAAUACAUUGGAAUGCCUGCAUGUAUUUCGCAAUUAGUUAUUAUCUCGGUUUUGGUUCGGACAACUGGGUAUAUAAUUUGAAUGGCCCACGGAAUAGCACUUUGCAGAGACAAUAUAUUUAUAGCUUUUAUUGGUCUACAUUGACAUUGACGACGAUCGGUGAGACACCAACGCCAGAAAAUGAUGCGGAAUACCUGUUUGUGGUGGCAGACUUUCUGGCAGGCGUGCUGAUCUUCGCCACAAUUGUGGGUAACAUUGGUUCGAUGAUUUCCAAUAUGAAUGUGGCACGUGUCGAGUUUCAAAAUCGCAUGGACGGUGUCAAACAGUACAUGGCCUUCCGGAAGGUUGGCCAUGAGUUGGAGGCGCGUGUGAUACGUUGGUUUGCCUACACUUGGUCACAGAGUGGAGCGCUCGACGAAGAACGUGUGCUGGCGGCACUACCGGACAAACUGAAAGCCGAGAUUGCCAUACAAGUGCAUAUGGACACACUAAAACAGGUGCGCAUUUUCCACGACUGCGAACCGGGACUACUAGAGGCGCUUGUGUUGAAACUAAAACUGCAAGUCUUCAGUCCCGGCGACUAUAUUUGUCGUAAAGGUGAUGUUGGCAAAGAAAUGUAUAUAGUAAAACGAGGCAAAUUGUCCGUGGUCGCAGACGAUGGCGUCACAGUGUUUGCAACACUUGGCGCCGGCUCAGUUUUCGGCGAAGUGUCAGUGUUGGAAAUAGCAGGCAAUCGCACCGGUAAUCGACGAACAGCCAAUGUACGUUCACUAGGCUACUCGGAUCUCUUUUGUUUGGCGAAACGUGAUUUAUGGGAAACGCUGUCCGAUUAUCCAGAAGCGCGUGCCACACUCACGGAACGCGGCUGUCAGCUGCUGCGUAAAGAUGGUCUACUAGACGAGAGUGUUUUUGCGGAUUCACAACGCGCGCACGACAGCAUCGAGAGCGGCAUUGAAAAGUUAGAGAUGUCCGUAGAGAAUUUAAAUGUGCGGUUGGCACGCUUACUUGCCGAGUACACAGCCAGUCAGGCGAAACUGAAGCAACGGCUGGCGAAACUGGAAUCAAACUAUCAAUUAACCCACAACUCUAACGCCGGCAUCAGCGUCGUCGAACCGCAAGCACGUCCACGCAGCGGGCGUCUCUACUCGCUGCAACUAAAGAAGCGUACGCGGCAAAAACGUCUAACGGCAUCUACGAAAUCCAACGAGAGCAGCAAACAGAACACGCUGUAAGCGUGAGACGUUGUUGCAUAAGUGAUGCUGGCAAAUGCCAAAACCAAUACCCCCAAGGCCAACAACAAUGGACAGCAAAUAAGCCAAAUAAAUGGAAUUUCAUUGCAAGCCGGAAGAAAAAUUGCGGGGGUCCAACAACUGAGAGCAGAGGCAAUGCUGGCAAAAGCCACGCGAGCGUAAGUGGCACAAAUUUAUACAUGGAUGUGUGAGUGCGUGUGUGUGGGUGCCACCCACUGUUUGUCCUUCGAAUGCGGCUUUGAUGCGCUUUGUUGUUUGUUUGCCGAAGUUGUCAACUUUUUAGCUUUUAUUUUCAUGAAGUGAAGCUUAAUGCAGUUGUCCGUUGGUCCACUAUUACGCAAGGUAAAGCCAACAACCCAACACCCACCUUCCCACUCUCUUAGUCAACUUGUACGUGCCGAUGCGCUGAGAUGCGAUACUAAAUGGUGAUAAAUGAAUUGAAAUUCACAAAACUUAAGUAAACUGUAAGUUUAAGCUAAAAUUACAAGGAAAUCUAUAUAUAUAUUUCAAAUACAUACAUAUAAAUUCAAUUUGCAUUUACAUUUGCAAAUACAAGUAGAAAUAUUUAUAUUUAACUAAACGUGUAUAUAAGAUUUAUCGGAAUAUAAAAACUGACUUAUACACAA
This is a messenger RNA of Bactrocera neohumeralis, 3384 nucleotides long. RefSeq names its product cyclic nucleotide-gated cation channel subunit A (gene CngA). The transcript is spliced from 7 exons. Gene Ontology annotation, cellular component: intracellular cyclic nucleotide activated cation channel complex; plasma membrane. Gene Ontology annotation, molecular function: intracellularly cAMP-activated cation channel activity; cGMP binding; intracellularly cGMP-activated cation channel activity. The coding region runs from base 8 to 2740 and encodes 910 amino acids. The record is from RefSeq and is a predicted model, not a curated record. Gene Ontology annotation, biological process: monoatomic cation transmembrane transport. NCBI's taxonomy places the organism in Eukaryota, Metazoa, Arthropoda, Insecta, Diptera, Tephritidae.